AUGAGUAUAAAAGUUAUUCCAUAUAGUGUUGCAAGUCGACUAGAGGAAGAUUCAUCCUCUUGUCUUGAAGAGGUGGAAGAACAACAAAAAUACAACAAGCGAGGUGAAGAAAAUGCUACAAAUGAAUCGAUUGGCGAAGACUAUAAUAGUGAUGAUCUUGAUAGUGAAAUUAUCGAAAGUCAGCAAAUUAGUAGGCGUCUUCGUAUCGGUGUAGGUUUUCGAGGUAGAAGUAGUAGAUGUAAUGCUUGUGCACGAUAUUGUGUAAGAAGAUAUAGAUCUUGUAAUCGAAUCAUUAUUUGUAUUAGUAGGCUUUGCGGAAGAGGUGAAAUAUAA
Messenger RNA from Entrophospora candida, 333 nucleotides. Lineage: Eukaryota; Fungi; Glomeromycota; Glomeromycetes; Entrophosporales; Entrophosporaceae. The record is from the annotation of a GenBank genome assembly.